This is a messenger RNA of Eremomyces bilateralis CBS 781.70, 1692 nucleotides long. RefSeq lists its product as uncharacterized. NCBI's taxonomy places the organism in Eukaryota, Fungi, Ascomycota, Dothideomycetes, Eremomycetales, Eremomycetaceae. The transcript has a single exon. Bases 166 to 1398 code for a protein of 410 amino acids. The record is from RefSeq and is a predicted model, not a curated record.
AUGACGAGCAUCCAUUCCUUGCACGACCAAUGGCAAACAAACACUGCAGGCAUUGUAUUUAUGCCCUCACUGCUCCUAUAUUCUAAUUGACUCUGUCUAGAUUAAUAUUUAGCUGCAAAAACGCAUGAAGCGUGGCUUUCGUUGGUAGACCUCUGCUAGACGAUAAUGGUGCACAUCUGGGAUAUUAAAGCGAAUGGUGCGACUGUUAUACACCAAGGGGGGAACAGUGGUGACCAAAUGUCGAAUACCGAUUAUAUUUCAAUUAGCCCGUCAACAGAAGAAGAGGAGGAAAAUUGGCCCCUGACCCUCGAGUCGGAAGUGUUCGGCAUGGCACCUAGUCAGAUCCAAGAGGGGCCGGUUACGAGGGAAAUCCGACGACACAAGAGCAGCAAUCGGAUUCAUGCCCCUGAUGCGACGGUGCUAGAAGUCAUGUCCAGAUAUGACCGAACGGCGAAAGCACUUGGUGCGCAACUGAGCGGCAGAUCUGGCACGGAUCAGUCGAGUCGGGGAAUCCCGAGCACCAACUCCAAUCUAAGCGUCCGAUCUGAGACACCAAGCCUGACGUACGAUGACAUUCCAAUUCCUAUGAAUGUCCACCUGCAGCGGCGAGGCGAGUGUGUUCGGGAGGCGCGCAUGGUUCCUAGACGCGGUCAGCUGCUUCAGUUGCGAGCCUAUCCUCGUCGACAGUCAGUCCCGGCCACGCCUGUGCAUUCUAAACACAGAGAUUGCACGAGGUCCCCCGAUGAUCAGACGGAAGCACCACCUACAAUGUAUUCAUGCAGGGCCGCGUCUGAUCCGUCUUCAUCUCCCCAGCUCCACAUAGAGUACGGUACACCAAGCCCUACCUGGCGGUACUACGAGUGGUGGCAUCGCAACCCGGCGUCGAGCCAAUUGAACGCCAUGGCUGGCACACCCACUUACAUGAUGUCCACUCCAAUGGAGUUCCACGGCAGUCCUAUGAGUCCUAUGGAGCAGGACCAUUUCCUUGGCCGGGGGCGCACGCGAUGGACCGGGUCCAUGGACGGCCUGCCUCAAGCACAAGCUGGAGUCAUGUGGACUCCUGUCACCCCGAGCCCUACCUGGGGCUUCUCACGAGAACGGUCUAUAUCAACCUGUACCGAGGACACUGGCAUCUUCAACAGCACCCGGACGGCGCAGUCAAGUACUCCGACUCGGUCAAGUGCUGCCGGAAGAGACUUGGACUGCCUCGCGACGGGAGGUAUGGUCAGUGUUUUUGAGGACGAUGAUGACGAUGAAGAGGCGGGCCUGAUUGGCUAUCUUAGUGGUAGGAUGCGGAGUGGAGCGACACUACAGAGAAGGAUUCGUGAAUUUUUAUUCAGCUGGUUAUGGGAUUGUUGGCCGUGCAGAAGUCGUUUGGGUGAGUGGGACCGUUGGUAGUUAAUGAGCCGAUGAGGAAAUGAAUUAUGAAACAAAUGAGUACUUCUAUGUGACGAUGAUGGAAGAGAAAGCUGUGGCAUCCACAUCCAAUCCAACCGUCCAUCUGAUAUGCUACAAUUUGGAGAUCUCACCUACACAUUGACUUAGGGCAUGAGAAAUGGUCUCACCCAACAUGACGUCCCGUUUGGACAAAUCCCUCUCCGAUUCAACCCUUUAUCUCUCGGCCCAGUGGGCCCAUCACUGAACUUUCGGAUUCCCAGCCGCAGGAAAUUCCUUUGCCUGGGGUCCGAGUCC